This is a messenger RNA of Rhagoletis pomonella (apple maggot), 1281 nucleotides long. RefSeq names its product putative mediator of RNA polymerase II transcription subunit 26. Lineage: Eukaryota; Metazoa; Arthropoda; Insecta; Diptera; Tephritidae. The coding region runs from base 22 to 1251 and encodes 409 amino acids. The record is from RefSeq and is a predicted model, not a curated record. The transcript has a single exon.
ACUAGUUUAAGUAGUACAACAAUGACAACAACAAUAAGCAAGCAUGAUUUACAACUACAGCAGCAGUUGCAGCAACAACAGCAGCACCAACAACAACAACAACAACAACAACUAUUACUACUACAUCAGCCUGAGCAUACUCAGCAGCAGCUGCAUCUCCAUUACACAGACCGACAACAACAACAACAACAUAUACAAACACAACAACAACAGCGUUCUUCAAUUUUAUCAAAACAACCUACAACCAAUAAAAGUUUGUUAUUCAAUAAUACCGUUAAUAGUAGCUUAGUCGAUAACACCAUAAAUAUUUACGAUUUAGACGCUGCGACGGCAACACCAGCAAACACCAGAACAACAACAGCAAUAACUACUACUCGCUUAGAUAGUGCAACCGCAAUUAUACAAAUAGAUUCGCUUAACAACAACACAACUAGCUUAAGUGCCACCACAACCGCCAUAACAACAGCCACAACACCGACCAACAACAACGGUACAGUGUUGAUCGCAAGCGACGCGACCGAGGCGGAGCCUAAGGUGCAAAAGCGCCGUUCAUUGUUAAAUUUUAAGUCUUUCGACUUUCACAUCAAGUCAUUGUACUCGGGCUUGCGCAACGGCAACAAACAUUCGCACUCGCAAUCGUCUUCGUUGGGCGGUGGUGGUGACGGCAGUGGCGCUAGCAGAAGCGGCGGUCCUGGCGUCUGCGAUGGCACUACUGAUAAUGCCAACGGCAGCGGGUUGCUGGCCGACACACCACCCGGGUGCAGAGGGGGCACCGCCAUCAAUAAUCGCAUGCCACCCUAUCUCAAGAUCGAAUCGGUCGAUGCUGAGGAAGCGGAAAAUCUGCUGUUGGAUUAUCCACAAUCACCGUACUCGUCGCGUCGCAAUAGCUCACACGAAGAUGAUAAUCGCUCCAGUUCGCAGCUGUUGCACAUCAAUCGCUACGAUAUGUGUUCGCGUUCGCAGGCCAGUUCGCCGUCGCCGUACUACCUGUCACCGUACGCCAUCGAUUCGGGCAACAUGCGACGCUCCUCCACGUCGGACAUUAUGUCGUGCAAGCGCAGCGGUACGUCCAGCGCGAGCGAUAGCCGCCGACCGAGCACAAGCGAUCUGUUGCGGAAAGCGCGUGAACGGCGCGGUAGCGAGGCGCGAAUGGGUCGCAGCGUUUCGCACAGUGGACUGCCGCGGGGCGGACCGCGAUUAGGAUCGAGUGGCGGCGGCGGCGGUGGACGGCGCACGAGUAUGGCAUUUUAAGAAAAUUGUUUAGCGAAAAGAAAGUAAAGU